AUGAAAAUCGACGCCUCUGCGGAUCUAACUGGUGCUCCGCUGCAUCGGGCGGGCGCGAAGACUGCUGUUAUUGGGGCUCGAACAGUUGAUGCAGCAAAGGUGAGCCAGCAACGAGCUCGCAAACGGCGAAUUAACGAGCUGAUGAACGAGAACUUUAGAGACGUCAAGAUCGAGAUUCCACCAGCAUACUUGAAAGGAGGACCGAAAGCAGGCAAAACGGUAAAUUCUAGACGAAUUCUCGCGUCAAGAAGAACCCUGGCAAACCAUUUAGACGACGAUCAGUCGGCCACGCAAAAGUUCCUCAGCAUGGCCGCUCGGCCCAGUCCUUAUCCCUCACGCCCCAAGUGCUCAAUUUGUGGCUAUUUCUCCAAUGCUGUUUGUAUUCGCUGCGGCGCCCGAUACUGCUCGUUGGCGUGUAUGAAUGUCCACACCGAGACUCGCUGUCAGAGGUAA
Molecule: messenger RNA, 453 nt
Organism: Wickerhamiella sorbophila
Lineage: Eukaryota; Fungi; Ascomycota; Dipodascomycetes; Dipodascales; Trichomonascaceae
Product: SWR1 complex subunit vps71
Exons: 1
Coding region: 1-453 (150 amino acids)
Biological process (GO): chromatin remodeling
Cellular component (GO): Swr1 complex
Molecular function (GO): nucleosome binding
Source: RefSeq, a predicted model, not a curated record